GGCGGUGUCGCUUAAUGCCUGCAGAGCGCAGGGGGAAGAUGGCGGCCGUCAUGCAGCAGUUGCUGGAACGCAGCGAAAUUUCUAAGCUCCCCAAAGCCGUCCAAACGAAACUUGAGAGGGUUUUCAGUGAGCACCAGGCUGACGUGGACUUCCUAAAGGCCCAACAUGAACGGUUCAAAGUGGACAGUGAACAACAGUAUUUUGAGGCUGAGCAGCGUCUGGCACAGCAGCGGGAGCAGCUGAUGUUGCAGACUCAGCAGAAUCAUAAGCUCCAGCAAGAGCUCACAAAGCUUAAUGAUGAUAUGAAGAGUCUGAAGGAAAAGGAGGCACAAUGUGAAACACUGCAAGAGAAAAUAUCAUUACAAGAGGCUCAGUUUUUCAAGACAAAAUCUGAACUUGAAUCAGAAAAACAAGAGUUGGUCCGGACUCUUGAGAAAAGGCAUCAGGAAGUGGAACAUUUUAAUGAGGACUUGAAGCGGCUGAGUGACAGAUUUGCAGAGACCAAUGCAGAAAAGAUGGCUCUUCAGUUGAAAGUUGACAAACUUCAGGAAUUAGAGGUUUCUAUUAAGUACAGAGAAAAGAGAAUGGAGCAGGAGAAGGAGCUUCUCCAGAGCCAAACCACUUGGAUGAAUGCAGAGUUGAAGGCCAAAAGUGAGGAAUUGCUCUCGCUGUCUCGUGAUAAAGGCAAUGAGAUCCUUGAGCUUAAAUGGAACCUGGAAAAUAAAGAGGAUGAGGUUAAAAGACUUGAAGAGCAAGUGGUUUCACUGAAGGCAUCUAACGAAAACUUUCAGAAACAGGCAGAAGACCUUAUGAGUAAACUAAGAGAGGAGAAAGAGCAACGUACUAGUAUGGAGGAGAAGUUCCGUAAUGAAUUGAAUGCCCACAUUAAGCUCUCCAAUUUGUACAAGGGUGCAGCAGCAGAUUCUGAUGCAAAGAGUGAGGAGUUAAGCCAAGCAGUGAAAGAGCUUCAUAAGCUGUUAAAGGAGGCAGGUGAUGCUAACAAAGCCAUAGAGGCUCGGUUGCAGGAAACUGAGGCAUCCAAGGAUAAGAUGGAAGCUGAACUAAGGGAAAAGAUUCAGUCCAUGGAGAAAGAGCUGGAAAAUGCCAAUGAGCUUCUGUCUGAUUCUAAGCAUAGAGGAGUUGGUACACAUGCAGAAGAACAUGUGACUACCAUGUCUCCAACUGCAGCAGUUGUAUCAAAGAUGGUCAAACCAGGCAUGAAACUAACAGAGCUGUACAGUGCUUAUGUGGAGGCCCAGGAUCAACUGCAGCUGGAGCGACUAGAGAACAAAAGAGUAAACAAAUACUUGGAUGACAUAGUCAAAGAGGUGGAAGCUAAGGCACCACUCUUGAAGCGCCAGCGGGAAGAAUACGAGCGUCUGCAAAAGUCUGUGGCCAGCCUGUCAGCCAGGUUAGAGCAAGCUACCAAGGAAAUCCAUCGCUUACAGAAGGAGACUGAUGAGGCCAAUAAGCACUCCUCUGUCUUGGAAAGGGAUAACCAGAGGCUUGAUCAGCAGCUUACGGACAUGUCUCAGCAGAUUCGUGUCCUGCUGGUUGAGCUGGAGGAAGCCCGUGGGAAUCAUGUUGUCCAUGAUGAUGAGGACGUCAGCUCUACUGACAUCAGUAGCACAUCAGAGGUAAUCUCUCAACGGCUAGUCACUUUCCGUAGUGUGGAGGAGCUUCAGCAGCAAAACCAGCGCCUCCUGGCAGCCCUGAGAGAACUGGGAGCGGCAAGAGAGGAAGAGGAGAUGGAAGCUACAUCUUCCAGAACAACAGAGCUGGAGCAGACCUUACACAAGGCACAGCAUGAGGUGGAGCAGCUGCGUGAGCAGCGCAAUCACCAGAUGCAACUGGUUGAGUCUAUUGUGAAACAGAGGGAUAUGUACCGCAUCCUGCUGGCACAGACUACCGGUGUUAGCUUUCCAGCACACGGUGGGACCCCUGAGGAGCUCUCUUUUACCUCCACACCACGUCGUUCACCAGCAGUCACUCCCACUAUGGCCACUCCCUUACAGGCAGCUAUUGCUGAGUCUGCUGAAGCUACUGAGGCCAAGGCUGCUCUGAAACAGUUGCAGGAAGCAUUCAAUACUUACAAGAAAGAGAGAGUUGAGAGUGACAAAAUUAUCAGCUCCCAAAAUGAAAAGCUACAGGAACAGGUGUCUGAACUUCGUUCUCAGAACGCCAAGAUAUCAACUCAGCUUGAAUUUGCCUCCAAGCGAUAUGAGAUGCUUCAGGAGAACGUGGAUGGGUACCGCCGCGAGAUAGCAUCAUUGCGGGACACCAACCAGAAGAUGAGCACCACCAGUCAAAAGCACCAGCAAGCCAUUCACACUUUGACCGAGGACUUGAAGGAGGCCAAGGAGAAGCUAGCCUUGGCUGAGACUCGUUAUGAGAACCUCAGAAAAGAACGAGACAUGCUGAAGGUGGUUGAGUCCCGACUUAUGCAAGAGAAGGAAUCAAUCUUGGCUGAGCAACGUGGACAAAAUCUACUUUUGUCAAACCUUAAGUCUAUCCAGGUGGCCCUAGAAAGAUCAGAGACAGAGACUAGGCAACGCCUCAACAACCAGAUUGAGAAACAGGAGCGUGAGAUCACCCAGCUACAGAAAAAGUUGGAGCAAGAGGUUGAGCAGAGGCACCUGCUGGGCCGCAAUCAUGAUCUGCAGCUGAUAGAUGCUAAGAAGCAAUUGGAGGUCCAGAUUUCCUUGCAUCAGAGAACCAAGGAGCUGUUGAGAACUGCAGAACUAGAGGUCAGUGCUCUGCGACAGCAAGUCAACAGAGCAGAAAGUCAGCUGGUCUCCUCGCCAUCACACACCCAAAGCAUUGGAGGUCCAAGUGUAUCUGACCAGGAUGUGGAUGAGCUUCGGCGGUGCCUCAGGCAAGCCCAGGACCAUGCUGAAGAUCUGGAGCAGCGUCUGAAGACCACUACUAGUAGCAUGGAGCAGUAUAAGGCCAUGGCCCUCAGUGUGGAGGAAUCUCUUGAGAAGGAGAAACAGGUAACUGAACAAGCAAGAUCUGCCAUUGAGAAUAGUCUUAAGCGGUCGGAGGAAUACCGCAAGGAGCUGGAGACUAAACUGGCAGAGGCAGAGAAGGAAAAGCAGAAGCUCCAAGAAGAGAAGGACCAAGCUUUUGCUAAUGUAGAGGAGAAGAUGAAUGAAAUGAGGAAAAAUAUGAGCACCCUCCAGACAGAGCUUCAAGAUGCCCUACAGAGGGCUGUCUUGGCAAAAGCCCAACAACAGCAGGCUCUUGAGGAUAGCCAGCAGCAGGCCAAACUUGCUGCAGAGGCUCAAAACAAGUAUGAGCGGGAAAUGAUGCUCCAUGCUGCUGAUGUGGAGGCUCUCCAGGCUGCCAAGAGCCAGGUUCAGCAGGCAUCCCAGCUGCGCCACCAGCUGGAAGAGAGAGCUCAGAGGACUAGUGCACAGCUCCUGGAGGCUCGUGUAUCCUGGGAGGAGCAGGAGAAGAUCUUGAAGGAGGAGGUGUCACAGUUGAUGUCUCGUGCAGAAGACCUACAGAAACAGAACACCCUGCUCCAUGAGCAGAUGGAGACCAUGAGUAAUAAGAUAAUGGCAUCUGUUCAGCAAGCAGCCCAAGGGAGCCAGCUUGACAUUUCACUGACUGAAGAGGGCAAGUCCCAGGAUCAGCUUCUGGAGAUUCUGAGGUUUGUACGUCGAGAGAAGGAGAUAGCUGAGACAAGGUUUGAGGUUGCACAGGUGGAGAAUCUCCGUCAUAGACAGAGGGUGGAACACCUGGAAAGAGAGUUGAAAGAGCUGCAGGAUACACUGAAUGCAGAGCGUGGAAAAUUGCAGGUGACUGCAAAAACCUUGGCACAGCAUGAGGAGCUGAUGAAGAAGACGGAUACCAUGAAUGUGCUGGUGGAAACUAAUAAGAUGCUCAGGGAAGAGAAGGAGAAACUUGAACAAGAGCUGCAGCAGACCCAGGCCAAGGUACAGAAACUGGAAGCAGAUAUCCUUCCCCUGCAGGAGUCCAACGCAGAGCUCAGUGAGAAGAGCGGCAUGCUACAGUGUGAGAAAAAGCUUCUGGAGGAGGAUAUCAAACGCUGGAAAGCUCGGACACAGCACUUGGUGAGCCAGCAGAAGGACACUGAUCCAGAGGAGUACAAGAAGCUCCACACUGAAAAAGAAGCACACCUAAAGCGUAUACAGCAGCUGACAGAGGAGACAGGCAGACUGAAGACUGAGAUCUCCAGGAGCAAUGCAACCAUAACUACAAUGCAGAGCCAGGUGCAAAACUUGCGUGAGAACUUGGGUAAGGUGACCACAGAAAGGGACAACCUGAAAAAGCAGCUGGAUGCCAAAGAGCUGGACAUGCAGGAGAAAGCAAAGACAAUAAUGCAGGUCAAGAAGAUCGGGCGCCGUUACAAAACCCAGUAUGAGGAGCUCAAAGGGCGGUAUGACCAAUUGGUUGCUGAAGCUCCUACCCAGCGUGGACUGGUACAUCAGGCUGGAAAGGAAUCUGCCCAGGACAUCCAGAGCCUGAAGGAUGAACUCAGCCAAGCAGAAACUAAGGUCAAGGAGCUGGAAGAGCAAGUUGAGGCUCUGCAGAAGUCUGUAGAAGAACAUGAGACAGAAGCCAGGAGCUUCCAAGAGCAGGUGACCAAGCUGCAACCAGAAAUUACCCGGCUCCGUCAGGAGUUGCAGGAGAAGUCUGCUCAGGAGGAGCAGCUGCGGCAGCAGAUGGCUGACAAAGAGGAAAAGACCAAGAAGGUUUUUGUGGGAGCUAAGCAGAAGAUCAGCCAGCUUGUAGGUGCCAAGGAGCAGCUGUCAAGGGAGGUGGAAGAAUUGAAGUUGCAGCGGGAGGAGCUAGAAGUGCGCCUGGGUGCACUGAAGUCUCAGUAUGAGGGUCGUCUCUCUCGGCAGGAGCGUGAGCUGCGCGACUUGCGUGAACAGCAGGAGAGGCACGGCGAGCAGCGGGAUGAGCCCCAGGAGGUACAAAGCAAGCCCCAGGAGCAGCAGAGACCAACUGACCAGAGGCAGAUCUCUCUUAAGACCACCCCAGCAACUGAUAGAGGAAGCACAAGUGUUUCAGAGCCUCCAACUGCCAACAUAAAGCCCACACCCCUUGCAGCGACCCCCAGUAAGGCCCCAGCCAUUCCCUCAAACAAGGCUACCCCCAGGGCUAGCAUUCGGCCCAUGAUUACACCAGCUACUGUUCCCACGCCCACUCCUACAGCCACUGUCAUGCCCACGACACAAGUGGAAACUCAAGACGCCCAGGCCACGCCGUCCUCAGAGGGCCCAGUAGAACAUGUAACGGUGUUUGGCAGUGCCAGCGGCUCAGUGCGCUCCACCAGCCCCAAUGUGCAGCCUGCCCUGCCCCAGCCCAUCCUGAGUGUGCAGCAGACACAGGCAACAGCUUUUGUCCAGCCCACUCAGCAGAGUGUGCCUCCUGUGGAUUCUGCCAGUCAAGAGCCAGCCCCAACACCCUCACUAGAGGCAGUGCCUGGCAACCUAGUUGAGAGGCCUUCCACCUCCACAGCAGUCUUUGGAACAGUUUCAGCCACAGCAAGCAGCUCAGUUCCCAAGAGACCUCGUGAGGAGGAGCAGGAGGCUGCUGCUGCUGACAGCACUGAAACCAGGCAGGAGGAGCCUGUGGAGCCACCCAUUCCGAAGAAGCUGCGCAUUGUUCAGAGACUAGGCCCAGAGGAAGAAGUUUUGGCUGAAGACAGCACUGAAACAGAGGUAGAGGUUCCUACAGAGAAUCAGGAGCCAGCUGAUGCAGGACAGGUACCCACAGAGGAGGAAUACCCCAUAUUGGAGGAUGUGGAGGAUGAGGGCACAGUCCAGGCUGUCCCUGUGGACCAGUUGACAGCCCAGCUCCCGGAGAGUCAGCUCAUCUCCCAGGACCCCCUGGAGGAACCUCAGCAUGAUGUUAUCGUCAUAGCGUCAGACAGUGAGACAGAUGAGGAAGAGGAAGAUGAGGAAGAGCAGGAUUAUGAUGAGGAACAGGAUGAUGAAGGGGAUGAAGAUGAUGGUACUGGGAUGGGUGACGAGAGCAAUGAGGGAAGUGGCAGUGGAGAAUGUGAUGAGCCUUAUGAAGGAGAUUACAUGGAGGGAGGUGAAACAACUGACCCAGGCACUGAAAAUGAUGAGAGCAUGGGGGCAUCUGACUCCAUCCAAAGGCCAGCUGAUUUCCAGAUGUCUAGCGGAGAGGGUAGCAGUAGCACCAUGGAGGCUUUCACCACUGAACCAGCCCGGGACCAGCAGCCAAGCACUAGUUCUACUGACCGCCAGGUACCCCGCCCACCACAGUCACCACGGAGACCUGCACACCCACUUCCACCUCGCCUCAGCAUCCUCCCUGGCCAGGAGCUUGGACCCCCUACACAGCGUAUUCCAGUCCGCCGUCAGUCCACGGGUCGAGGACUUCACGUAGCCCCUGCCAGCAACUCGCAGCAGUUCUUUGAUGACGAUGACAGGAUGGUCCCCAGCACACCCAUACUAGUAGUGCCACAUCGCAGCGAUGGGUUUGCUGAAGCUGUCCACUCUCCACAGGUGGCUGGAGUUCCAAGAUUCCGAUUUGGGGCAUCUGAUGAAAUGGGCCAAGCCACUUCUUCCCAUUCAGACCUGGGACAGCUAGCUUCACAAGGAGGUCUGGGAAUGUAUGAAAGUCCUCAGUUCCUUUCAGGCCAUGAAGAUGAUUCUGGAGGACGUAGCGUUCCCACAACACCUCUGCAGGUUGCUGCUCCAGUUACCGUUUUCACAGAGACCAAUACCUCAGAUGGAUCAGAGAAUGCCUCCCAGUCAGUUCCCAUGGCAACCACAUCCUCAGCCACACAGGGUGCUCAGGAAGAGCCUAGUCUGGGUGAUGACACAGAAGAGGUGUUUAUGGAGGCAGAAGGGGAUGGAAGCAGGGCAGAAUCCUCUCUUGAACCAGAAAGCCAGGAUGAUACAGAAGUUCUGGCCCAACCAUCUGAUACGGAAAGCCUGAGUUCCACUAGCCAGGAGCCCUCCUCUAGCUCUGCAGAGACGAGCAGCAGCCAGCCGAAACCCUGGAGGCCAAACUCUGGCCGGCAGCUACAGCGCUGGAGAGAGCAAAGGGGCAAGGAUGUCCGAAGAGGUGUGAUGGGAGUAAGAGGCCGAUUUGCCCGAUGAAGUAUCAAAUAUGUAUCGCAGCAGUGCUGUGUUCCAAGACUCCCA
This is a messenger RNA of Scleropages formosus (Asian bonytongue), 7154 nucleotides long. It is a transcript of the gene tprb, whose product is annotated as translocated promoter region b, nuclear basket protein. Gene Ontology annotation, molecular function: structural constituent of nuclear pore. The transcript has 51 exons. Gene Ontology annotation, cellular component: nuclear pore. The coding region runs from base 15 to 7109 and encodes 2364 amino acids. Gene Ontology annotation, biological process: mRNA export from nucleus; protein import into nucleus; regulation of mitotic spindle assembly. The record is from RefSeq and is a predicted model, not a curated record. Lineage: Eukaryota; Metazoa; Chordata; Actinopteri; Osteoglossiformes; Osteoglossidae.